This is a messenger RNA of Poeciliopsis prolifica (blackstripe livebearer), 1345 nucleotides long. Its product is annotated as calretinin-like. Bases 101 to 916 code for a protein of 271 amino acids. Gene Ontology annotation, cellular component: dendrite; terminal bouton; synapse. Gene Ontology annotation, molecular function: calcium ion binding. Lineage: Eukaryota; Metazoa; Chordata; Actinopteri; Cyprinodontiformes; Poeciliidae. The record is from RefSeq and is a predicted model, not a curated record. Gene Ontology annotation, biological process: regulation of presynaptic cytosolic calcium ion concentration; regulation of long-term synaptic potentiation. The transcript has 11 exons.
GGGCUGCGGAGGAGCCGCUCACAGAUCCGAGGAGCUCUGCACCGGGAAAAGUUUACUUCUGAGUACCACGGACCACCCAAAGGAGGGAGAACCCGCAGAGAUGGCAACCCAGGCGGAGCAGCUGCCCCACCUGCACCUGGCUGAGCUCACCGCGGCGCAGUUCAUCGACAUCUGGAAACAUUUUGACACAGACGGAAACGGCUACAUAGAGGGGAAGGAGCUGGAGCGCUUCUUCACAGAGCUGGAGACUGCGAGGCGAGGAGCCGGAGUGGAUCCCUCACAUGCUUUGUUCAAGGAGAAGUUGAAGGAGUUCAUGGCAAAUUUUGACAAGAACUCUGAUGGUAGAAUUGAGAUGUCUGAGCUGGUCCAGAUUCUGCCGACGGAGGAAAACUUCCUGAUCUGUUUCAGAGAGUUUGUGAGAUCCAGUGCUGAAUUCAUGGAUGCUUGGCGGAGAUAUGACACUGAUCGUAGCGGAUACAUUGAGUCCAAUGAGCUGAAGGGUUUCUUGUCGGACCUGCUGAAGAAGGCCAACAGAGACUACGAUGACAAGAAGCUCAACGAGUACACACAGACAAUCCUACGGAUGUUUGACCUGAAUGGUGAUGGUAAGCUGGGCCUCUCUGAGAUGGCGAGGCUUCUGCCGGUCCAGGAGAACUUCCUGCUCAAGUUUGAGGGCAUCAGACUCACCGUCAAGGAGUUCGACUCUCUCUUCACUUUCUAUGAUAAGGACGGUAACGGCUACAUUGAUGAGCAGGAGCUGGAUGCUCUGCUGAAGGACCUCUGUGACAAGAACAAAAUGGACUUGGACUCAACCGGGCUGGUGGACUACAAAAAGAGCAUCAUGGCUCUGGCUGACGGAGGGAAACUGUACCGCACUGAGAUGGAGAUCGUCCUGUGCCGGGACUCCACGCUGUGACUCCACGCUGUGACUCCACGCUGUGACCCGCCUGCCCGUCUCCUGCCUGCCUGCUCAGGACCCUCCUGUCUUCCUGCACCGCUUCCUCCUUCCUAUCUCUCAAUGUAGCCUGGUGCAUGUGUGACCAGAACCAGUGCGCCUGAAAGCACAGAAAAUACCCGCUGACUUUCUUUUCUUCAUCAAAGUAAAGCUGCUUAUUGAGAUUUAAAUGGCAAGUGAAGAAUCUGGUGUAUUAUGCAUUUGUACUUUUAACUUAAUCACAUACGUUCCCUGUAGUUAUAGAGAAGGAACUCUGUUCUGUGGCAUCUCAUCGCUUUGUUUGUUUUCAGGUUAUUUUGUAAUAAUGUUCUUGUUUUAUUUCAUGAGGCUGGUACUGUUCCACAGAAAUAUACAAAUGAGAGAAUAAAUAAAUGUAAUAUAAAUCCGUGA